Syngnathoides biaculeatus (alligator pipefish) is the source of this 4668-nucleotide messenger RNA. Its product is annotated as P2Y purinoceptor 3. The transcript has 3 exons. NCBI's taxonomy places the organism in Eukaryota, Metazoa, Chordata, Actinopteri, Syngnathiformes, Syngnathidae. The record is from RefSeq and is a predicted model, not a curated record. The coding region runs from base 201 to 1337 and encodes 378 amino acids. Gene Ontology annotation, biological process: phospholipase C-activating G protein-coupled receptor signaling pathway; cellular response to pyrimidine ribonucleotide. Gene Ontology annotation, cellular component: plasma membrane. Gene Ontology annotation, molecular function: G protein-coupled ADP receptor activity; G protein-coupled UTP receptor activity; G protein-coupled UDP receptor activity.
CGAACGUGGCGCUCCUCAAAAGACGGCGCGGUCAAAGGUCCGGUCCGCCUUCGGUUUUGCUUUCGUGGAAUUGAACGACACUGGGAGCUCGCGUUCCCGCAGUCUUUCCCGCAGUUCCGGGAAAGUUAGACGACGAGCAAGAGGAGGGAGUCUUCAGCUCUGGUGGACAAAUCGUCCCAAAAAAAUUUGUCAACCUGUUGAUGCUGUCGCUGAAUUGGAAGAAGCGAACCGUCGCUCGGGAUAUGAAGAUGCCCCAUUUUUUUGACUCCCUCACGACGCAAAGCCUCGUCGUCAAAAGCUUCUCGUCGGACGUCUUCAACACGAGCGCCCGGCCGCCCGAUCCGAACGCGGCCGCCGCUCCGCUUAACCUCAGCCAACAAGGGCUCCCGCGCUGCACCUACAAGGAGGACUUCAAACGGAUCCUCCUCCCGGCCGUCUACACGUUGGUCUUCCUGCUCGGCAUCCCGCUUAACGCCGCGGUCAUCCUGAAGAUCUGGAGGAGGCGGCCCAGCCUUUCCCGCAGCAACAUCUUCAUGCUUAACUUGGCCAUCGCCGACUUCCUGUAUGUGACAUCACUUCCUCUGCUAAUAUACAACUACGCCAGCCACGACUACUGGCCCUUUGGAGAGUUUGCGUGCAAACUGGUCCGAUUUCAGUUCUACAGUAACCUCCAUGGCAGCAUCCUCUUCCUCACCUGCAUCAGCGUGCACCGCUACAUCGGCAUCUGUCACCCCCUGGCGAUGUGGCACAAGCAAGGCGGCCCCAGGCUGGCGUGGCUCAUUUGCGGGGCUGUGUGGCUGGUGGUGGCCCUCCUCUGCGCGCCCACCUUUCACUUCGCCUCCACGGGGACCCAGCGAAACCGCACCGUCUGCUACGAUUUAAGCGCGCCGAAGCGGUCGGUGGACUACUACCCGUACGGCAUGGCCCUCACCUGCCUCGGCUUCCUCGUCCCUUUCACGGGUGUGAUGAUGUGCUACUGCAGAAUGGCCCGCAUCCUUUGCCUGCCCGUGUCCUACCACGGCGUCAACAUCCAGACGAGGGACAAACGCGACAGGGCGGUGAAAAUGAUCAUCGUGGUGGCGGCCGCGUUCUGCGUCAGCUUCCUGCCCUUUCACCUCACCAAGACCUCGUACCUGGCGGUGCGCACGCUGCCCAGUGUGUCCUGCAAGACCAGGAACCUGUUUUCGAUCAUCUAUAAGAGCACCAGACCCUUUGCCAGUAUGAACAGCUUUCUGGACCCCAUCCUCUUCUACUUCACGCAGCCGCGGUACAGGAGGAGCACCAAAAGGUUCGUUCUCAGGGUCACCACCUACAGGGAUAAGGACCGCUCUGCGUGAUUCAACAUGGCCACCCACCGACCUUUUUUCCCCCCACUUCAACAGCACAUUGAGAAAAGCUUUGGAACAAAAAAUUAAGAGACCACUGCAAAAUUGUCGAUUUCUCCGAUUUUGCUAUUAAAAGGUAUAAACGCAAAGCAAAUUUAUUUGUGUAGCGCGUUUCAUAGACGAGGUAACUCGAUGUGCUUUACAUGAUUAAAGGCAUUUGAAAACAAUGAGAUAAAACAUUUAAAAUGGGGAAAAAAACAAUAAAAACGAUAAACAAAAUAUUUUAAAAAAUAAUUAAAACUGCAUACAGUGCAAGUAAUAUGAUCAAAAAGUGGAUAUAUUCUAAAAAGCACGUUUUCAACUUGGAUUUAAAAACAUUCCCACUUGGGUUGACCUCACCUCUGUCGGCAACUUCUUCCAUUUCUGUGCAGCAUAAUCGCUAAAUGCUGCUUCGCCAUGUUUGCAUUGGACUCUGCGCUCCACUUUUUGACCCGAGUCAGUCGAUCUCGGAGCUCUACUGGGGUUUGAAUUCCGUAAGCAUUUCUUUUAUGUAGUCAGGACCUAAAUCAUUGAAUGAUUUAUAGACCAGUAGCAGAACUUUAACAUCUAUUCUAAAGCUGACUGGAAGCCAGUGCAAGGACUUUAGGAUUGGAGUUCUAUGCUCUGACCGCUUUGUUUUGGUCAGAACGCGAGCUGCGGCAUUCUGAAUGAGCUGCAGCUGUUUAAUACUUUUUUUUUUUAGUCCAGUCAAAAGACCAUUACAAUAGUCAAAUCUACUUGUGAUAAAAGCAUGGAUGAGCUCUGCAUACAAGACUUCACUCGCGAUAUGUUCUUCAGAUGGUAGAAGGCAGUUUUUGUGAUUGAUUUGAUAUGAUUGUUGAAAGUCAGGUCGGAAUCAAUCAGAAUACCAAGGUUUCGGACUUGGUCUCGGACUUGGACUUUGGUUUUUAAAGAUAGAGAUACUGUUUGUUUGAGUUAAAAAAAAAAAAAAAAAGCAAUGAGAAUAGCCAAAAUACCCCAAAAAACAGUCCCAAUUUUGUCAUUUUUAAUUUCGUAUGUGUAUACUGUACAUAUAUUUUGUGUCAUCUUUGUCAUAUAAACCCAGCAUUCCGAUGGGGGUCGGCGACGGAUGAUGCUGCAAGUUAAUCCCGUCUUUACUGACAAGUGUUCUUAGUUGUUCUGAUGACCUUUGCGUGUUAGUGGAAUGAGUAGAAUAGGCGGCCUCACAGUUCGGAGGUCCUGGGUUCGAUCCCAGUUUGCAUGUUCUCCCCGUACCUGCGUGGGUUUCCUCCGACAUCGCAAAAACAUGCAAGAUUAAUUGGACACUUUAAAUUGCCCAUAGGUGUGAUUGUGGGUACGACCGUAGUCUGUCUCUAUGUGCCCAGCGAUUGGCCGGCAACCAGUUCAGCGUGAACCCCGCCUCCUGCCCAUUGACAGCUGGGAUAGGCUCCAGCAAACCCCGUGACCCCCGUGAGGAUAAGCAGCAAAAGAAAUGGAUGGAAUGAGUAGAAUAUGCUGCAUCUACUGUCUGACGUGCACAAAAGACCCUAAAAGUUCCACAUCACUGUAAAUAUCGUAUGGUCAGUUUAAAUAAUGCACUAGGUUAAAGCCAGUUUUUUUACUGUAUAUUUUUGAUAUUUCCUUGCUAGUGACGAAUGUGAACAGCGCUCUGCUCUGCAACUUUGAAAUGUUUCUCUAAAGUAUGAACUGUACAUUGUGUAGCAUUGCAUCGGGUGUUUUAUUGUGAAUUAUAGCGAUAUGAUGCUGUAUUUUGCAGAAGCAACAAUAACUACUGUUCAGUAUUAUGUUUUCUUUAACUAGUAUUGGUUUUUUUUGGACAGUUUUCAAAUUUCUCAUCAAUCUGUCUUGUUAUUGCCUUUUUCUUCCACUCGAUAGCGAUCCGCUAUAAAAGUCCUUUUUUUUUAGGUUUUGAACUAAAAACUUUUUUUUUUUUAACGCUGUGACACUUCACUGUUGAUUGAUCCUUGCAUUCCAAUUUGCCCAUGUAGUAUUAAUCAUGCGCUUAGAAAAUGUCUCAUGUUUCCUUUUAAAUAUAGUUUUGUAUUUUCUAAGGUUGACAUUUAUCUUACAUGAUACACAAAGUUGACAUUUUCAAUAUAGCCAUAAGUAAACACUUAUGGAAAUAUUGACUGUUGUGUAUGUUUUGUGUGUUCUGAACUGUGCCCACAGACGAGUUCCAGUGAAGAAUUCAAUUUUUGUUUUGUGAGUUUAAUAUGUUGAUUCUUUUGUCUUGCCAGUGAACAAUUUGUUGGAUGUCGCCGUUGCACUGAUUAAACCUGUCACUGAGACUAUGACUUUAUUUCUUUGUGUGUACAGACGGGCCCUUUAAAUUGAUUGACCCGGGGGAACCGAAUCGGGUUUUGUGAGCGAUCCCUGAAUGCGCAAAACAAAUCAGAACGUGAGAAUGCAAACUUCUAGCACUGGACUGUCCCAACAUUCACAUGCAAUAUGUGAAAUCGAACAUUUAAUUUGAAUUGUGUUACUGACUGGAUGAGGCGGCACGGUGGUAAAGCGUUGGCCUCACAGUUCUAAGUACACCCUGAACUGGUUGCCAGCCAAUCACAGGGCACAUAGAAACACACAAGAGUCGCACUCACAAUCACACCCAGGUGCAAUUUAGAGUGUCCAAUUAAUAUUGCGUGUUUUUAGGAUGUGGGAGAAAACUGGAGUGCCCGAAGGAAACCCACGAGAACAUGCAAACUCCACACAGGGAGAGCCAGGAUUGAACCCGGGACGUCAGAACUGUUAGCCCAAUGCUUUCCAGGUGCCCCACUGUGCUGCCUGUAGCCAUUUCCCUCCACAAAAUCUUAGACAUUUACCUAAACUCCAUUUUUCGAAAUAAAUUUUAUAGACUUUACAUACACAAUUGUACUUUUUUUAAACGUCAUCUACAGAAGACCAGUCCCAUGUUUCGCUUUAAAAUAAACUGUGGCCUUCAAAAAUGUUUGCCCACCCCUGAUGUAACGACUCACUCUGUCAUAUUUUCUAUUGUCCUGUGGAGGGAGCUGUAGUCAAAGUUUCCCCACUUUACUGCAUGAAUCCCCCUUAGAACAAAAAGACUCGUAAAGUAGGCAACUUUGUAAUGGAUGCACCUCAGAGGCCUUUUUGCGUAGGAGUGAAAAAGAUUCCUGGAUGCUGACGAUUCAACAUUUUCAUUUUAGAGAAAGUGAAAAUGUUCCCUGUUCAUGAUACGAAAUGAGACACAGAAACGUGCGCUGCCACCAAUUCGAGUCGUGCUUCUGCAGGGACUGCGGCACAUGCAUUCAGUGCACAGUAUCAGUCCCUUCUUAUCAAAAAGAGGGGUGGGGUGGGGGUUUCCUCU